AUGUGUCACUACACCGUAGAAGCAUGCGGAAACGAUCAUGAGGUAUCCAAGCGCAGAAAAUACAGACACUGUUCCUCUUGGGAAGAAGGUGUCGACUCGGAAAGUUGCACAUACGAAGCUGCAUUAAAAGCAGGAGAGGUGAAGCGAGAAUCUGUUCAAACUAGAGUUUGUGAACAGUGCGUGAGAGAAAUCAUCAAGGACAUGAAAGCCGAAGACGAAAAAUUCUGCAAAGAGGAAGCGGUUGAAAGUAAGGAAGAAAGAUCGGGGCACAAGAGAGAUCUGGUGAACGAUAACAUGGAGGCCAUCAGUAAGACCGACGAAAACAAAGCUUCACCGAGAAAUGCUGAAUCUUCUAACCAGCUACACAUCAAGGGACCCAUAUUUGUUGAGUCAGUGAGUGUUAAAAAAGCGGCGAAAGAAUUGGCAGAGACGGAGGACGCUAUUAUCAAAUCUAAAAUUUUACUGGAUGACGUCGGAUCUCUCGAACUACAAGAUCUCGAGCGCAAGGCAGGGCCAAGCGUCUUGUCACAUGCACUUCAAAAAAUUACAAAUAACCAAGCAAACCAGACAAAUACGAAGCGCUUAGCCAACACAACCAAGAAGCAGUCACUUCGAAGUAAAAGUUAUGGCGCUCCAAAUAUUAAGCGCGUCUCGGAGUAUAAGCUAAAGAGUAUACCAGAGCCGGAUAUUGUUAGACAAAGAGAGGCUCAAGAAGACGCUACCGAGGCCGCGACCGUGGACAAUGAGCAAGACGCAGAAGAUGAAGUAGAGGAAGAGGAGCUGAUAACAGUGGUAAAAAAAGAGAAAGCAUACGAACAGGAAAACGAGAAAAAGGAGGAAACAGACGAACUAGAUCAAUGUUUAGUUAUUCAGAGUGGGCGUCCCCAAGCUCCGACCGCAGCAAGACGCGGUAGGAGCACCGGAAGGGGCUUCAAAGGUUCAAUGCCGGUGAAUGAUACCCCAACAAAACGUGGUCGUGCGAUGUGUGUCUACUACACCGAUCUAUGCCCGCGAGGCGAUAUUAUUCUAAUUCACACCACUGCUUGCCGAGACGCACAUCGUCGAAAAUAG
Molecule: messenger RNA, 1071 nt
Organism: Botrytis fragariae
Lineage: Eukaryota; Fungi; Ascomycota; Leotiomycetes; Helotiales; Sclerotiniaceae
Exons: 4
Coding region: 1-1071 (356 amino acids)
Source: RefSeq, a predicted model, not a curated record